This is a messenger RNA of Pseudopipra pipra, 1227 nucleotides long. RefSeq names its product CD180 molecule (gene CD180). Gene Ontology annotation, cellular component: extracellular matrix. The record is from RefSeq and is a predicted model, not a curated record. Gene Ontology annotation, biological process: positive regulation of lipopolysaccharide-mediated signaling pathway; cellular response to lipopolysaccharide; B cell proliferation involved in immune response. Lineage: Eukaryota; Metazoa; Chordata; Aves; Passeriformes; Pipridae.
AUGGAAUCUGAUGUUCAGCCAGUUCUCAAUCCACUCAUUCAGCCUACACUUCUUGAAUUCGCCUAUGAGGAUGUUGUGAGAGACAGUGUUGAAAGCCUUGCUGAAGCUGAGGCAGACAAUAUCCAGUACUCUUCCCUCAUCCAUCCAGGUAGUUUUUUCAUUGUGGAAGAUAAUCAGGGAAGGCAGCACAAGAUCAGCCAAGAUGCAGCAACCCACCUCUCUCCAUCAUGGCCUGUGGCUUUCACAGCACUUACCUGUGUCAGCUGCAAAGCAUCCGGUGCUGUAGAGACGAUGUGCGUGGAGAUUACAGCAAAUAAAAGCCAUACCCAUGAAGGUUUAGGACUGGGGAAGCUUUCUGAAAAAGUACCUGUCACAACAGAAAUCCUCAACUUCAGCUUCAAUGUGCUGCCUUCCCUCCAGGAUUCAACCUUCUCUGAGUUGAAGUUUCUUCUCUCGGACUUAACAAGGUGUCAGAUCACGGGUUAUGAUGGCACCUUUCACAGCAACAGGCAGCUGAAGACAAUUGUGCUGACAGGAAACCUGCUCAUGUUUCUGUCUCACACAGCGUUUGCUGGCCCCCGUUCCCUGGAGAAGUUUGUCUUAACACAGACAGGAAUAACCAGUAUGUCUUUCAUUCCAAUGACAAAUCUGGACGGCUUAGAUACCCUCAUCUUGGGCAGCAACCACAUCUCUUCAUUGCAGCUUCCUCCCAGCUUUCUCACUCAAAACCUCAAAUACCUCAACUUUCAAACAAACAACACAGGAGCAAUCACAGCAGAAGAUGUGCAUGUUCUGCAGAAUAUCAGCAUCUUUAAAGGCAAUGACAUUACAUACAUUGAACCUGGAGCCUUCCAGUCCCGUUUGGACUUCAGGGGCUGUGCUGACAUCUCUGGGGUCCUGGCAGGGAUAUAGAACUCCACAGCCAAGACCCUCUGGCUGGGAACAUUUUGUGGUGUGGAAAAGGAGCCCUACGUAAGCCCAGAUGUUUUACAAGGCCUCUGUAAUAUUUCUGUCAAGGAUCUCUAUCAGCUUAGGCAUUUCAGAAAUCUAAGUGCUGACACAUUUCAGUGCUUAACCAAGCUCCGAAAACUGGGCCUAACUCAUAGUCAUGUAAGACAUAUUCCUGCAGGACUACUUCACUUGGUGAAAACUCAAAAGAUGGCUGAGAAGGCGAAACGUGUUCCCGUGCAGUAUCUGUUUGCACGCAGAGUAUUAAGACUUCCCUGA